AUGGAUCCCUGGUUCACAACUCCAAACAAUUUCUUCAGUGAAUUCGACAAUGUUGGUCAACAAUUUCCUGGCUCCCACCAACCUCCUGGUUUCGAUAUCCCAGCUCCGCACGAACAGGCUCCUGGCGGACAAUUUAUCGCAGACCAAAACCAUUUAUAUGCUCCACCCAAUCCGGCUUUUGACUCUUUCAUUCAAGGGCUCCAGGAUACCUCUUCUACUGACAACAUGGAUGGUUUGGGGGCCGCCCAAAUUACGCCUACUCCUAUAACAGGCCCUCCCCGAAAGAGUAGGAAGAAAAAGGCCCCGACUCUACGUGAUGAGGACUGGGAACCAUUUAAAGACCGAAUCCUCGAACUCUAUGAGACGCAAAAGCUGCCACUUGAGAAAGUUAAAACCAUGAUCGAGGAGGAAUUCGGCUUCACCGCUCAGGCACGGCAGUAUCAGAGCCGCAUAACCAAAUGGGGCAAAGACAAGAAUAUCAAGAAAGUUGAGAUGACAGCUAUCGUCCGGAAGCAUCAGCAGAGAGAGAUCCUCGAGCCCGGCAAAAGGAAGUUGUGUUUCACGGUCAGAGGCAGAGAAGUUGAAGCGGACAAGAUCGACCGAUGGAUGGACAGAAAUAAUGUCCCACGAAAUGAUUUGUAUGCUCCGAGUCCUGCAGCAUUCAAUUGCAGAACGAUUUCUGAGAGGGGUUCCCUGGCCCACAGUCCAGCCUUAUCGGAAAUGAAUCUCGCCUUCUCUUCCGGUGGCAUCACACCAGUAGCUCAGAGUCCAACGGCAUCUUCUCCCGCACUCUCCGUACGAGGGAUAAUUCAAGGCCGCGGCAGUACUUUCACUGGGCAGAGUCUGGCUCCUUUCUAUUCAGCUCUUCCAGCACAACUUUCGGCUUCUUAUCCAUCAGCUACAAGCCCUGUUCAUUCACAUUCAAGUUCUACAUCAGCCCUCCAGCAGUAUCGCUACAGACAAGCUGAUGAAGAUCGUCUACGAUCAGAACUAUCUGUGGCAGAGAUCCUGUUCGGGCCCGAAGAUGCUCGGACCCUCCAUAUAUUGACAAUGCUGGCUGAUAUUCUUCUUCAUCAAGGGAGAUACAAAUCCGCUGAAGAAAUGAUCCGCAGAGCGAUUGUAGGCUAUCAGAAGACAGUGGGGGGUGACGAUAUUCGCACUCUUGAUGCUUUGGAAUUCCUGGGGCAAGUUUUAAGACUUCAGGGCUUCUUUCGUCAAGCCUCGAAACUCCUGGAAGGAUUGCUUAAGACCAAAAGGCUGGCUCUUGGUGACGUGCAUCUAUCCACUCUGUCAUGUAUGGUCAGACUAUCAAGGGCGUAUUUGAGUCAAAGCCGGUGGGACGAUUCCGCUUUACUUUCUGAGCGAGUGCUAGAAAUAAAAAAGAGGGUAGGGGUUGAAGCGGACUACGAUACGCUGACAAGCAUGUCGGAUUUGGGGACUGCAUACAUGUGGUUGGGACGAUCAGAAGAGAGCGAGCAGCUAAUAGGACAGGCCCUCAAAUUGAGCAAGAAUAUCUUGGGGGAUGAGCAUCAUGUUAUUACGCUGUACUUCAUGUCCCGCCUACUAGCUUUAUAUGCAAAGCAGAGCAAUUGGGGUCAGGCAGAGGUGAUUGCAAUGCAAGUUAUCAAGACAUAUAUGAGAACAAUGGGCGAAGAACACCCCAACAUUAUGUUCGUCAAAGCACAGUUGGCUAGGGUAUAUGAAGGUCUAGGACAAUUAGAGAAAGCCGAAGAAGUAGGAGAGCAGCAUCCUGACACCCAGAGUACCACACAUUUCUUGAUAAAUAUAUACGAGAAACGAAAAAAAUAUGGCAAGGCUGAGGAUCUUAGGAGGAAUAUUGGGAAGAUGACCUUGGACGGGCGAGAGGAUUUCAUUUAG
Molecule: messenger RNA, 1878 nt
Organism: Fusarium oxysporum Fo47
Lineage: Eukaryota; Fungi; Ascomycota; Sordariomycetes; Hypocreales; Nectriaceae
Product: Clr5 domain-containing protein
Exons: 5
Coding region: 1-1878 (625 amino acids)
Molecular function (GO): protein binding
Source: RefSeq, a predicted model, not a curated record